Molecule: messenger RNA, 1321 nt
Organism: Gastrolobium bilobum
Lineage: Eukaryota; Viridiplantae; Streptophyta; Magnoliopsida; Fabales; Fabaceae
Exons: 2
Coding region: 130-930 (266 amino acids)
Source: RefSeq, a predicted model, not a curated record
UUGAGGGGUUUUGUUUAACUUGUUUAACCCUCUGUUUUCUAGUUUUUUCAGCUUCUUCUUCUUUCUCUCUCUAACGUGAAUUUGUCGCGCAAUCGCUCCUCUCAUUCGGCUUCUGUGAUGUGAUUCAGAAUGUGGAACUUUGCAUCAAGUUGCAUUGCUGGUAGUGUGGGUUUGAAAAACGAUGAUUCUUCAAAGCCAACUAACUCUGCUUCAGAAUGUUCUGAUGAUGACGAAACAUCUAUUGUUAGCAGAGAGGAAGGGCUAGAAUGCCCAAUUUGCUGUGAAUCUUUUAACAUUGUUGAAAAUGUGCCUUAUGUUUUAUGGUGUGGUCACACACUUUGUAAAAAUUGCAUCUUGGGACUUCAAUGGGCUGUGGUGAAAUUCCCAACACUCCCAAUACAGCUUCCACUUUUUAUCUCAUGCCCAUGGUGCAACUUUUUAUCAUUCCGUUUAGUUUAUCGUGGGAAUCUGAAAUUCCCUCGGAAGAAUUACAUUCUUCUUUGGAUGGUUGAGAGCAUGAAUGGUGAUAGAGUUAAGUCACAUUCAAGUGAUUCAACUUUCUGUGGUGAUCAUCAACAAGUCUGGCCAACUAAAGACAAUUAUUUAGCCAUGGGAAGCCAUGGAGAAUUGGUUUGCCAUCCAGAUGAAUCAUUGAGUUCCAAUCGAUAUCUUGGUGAUAAUGGUGAUUACCUCAGUAUGGAAAGACUUUAUACUUCUCUGCGGAAGUCACUGGUUUUGUUUGUUCACUUGACAGCGAAGUUCCCAUUGAUCAUUAUAUUUCUUUUGAUUGUCUUAUAUGCAAUACCAGCCAGUGCAGCUAUUUUGGCUCUGUAUAUACUUGUUACCAUUCUGUUUGCUCUACCAUCAUUUCUCAUCUUGUAUUUCGCCUAUCCUAGUUUGGAUUGGCUUGUCAGGGAAAUUAUCACUUGAGAUCAUAGGGUAGUAUGGUUGGUUUUCUGCUUUGCAAGCAUUAAGAAUGCAAGCUUGCUUCACCUAGUGACCCCGUUUAUCUAAUAUGGUACCGUAUUGCAAUUAGCCGAAUUAUCCAUUUACAAGCUGUGUCAUUUCUAUUAAUUACCAUAUAAACCUCCACUCAAUCUCAGUGUUAGCUCCGGUUUGGUGGGUGGUGUGGGGUUGAUAUCAGUUUUUGGUAUUAACUAUGUUGAUGGCAACCAAAGCUGUGGAGUGAAUUAGGUAAUGAAUGAAUAAUAAUGGUUGCUUUAUCAAUAUUUGAGCUUCAAACCUGAUGUAGUUAUCAAGUGGAUCAAUAUUAGAAAAGCUAUUGUUUUGUUUUAUGUACACAUUUAGAUGUUCCUUUUAA